CGGACCACUUGAAAACCGAAGAGACGCACGCCUCUUGGCUCCGCAGCCCGCCGAAGAGAAGAACCAGAGAAACCAAAAGGCACGGCGCUCCGGCCGGCGCCGGCGAGGCAGCAAUGGCAGCGACCUUGGCCCGCGUCUCCCUCCCUGCCGCCCUCCGAGCCCUUGCCAGGCCGCGGCACGGCGCUGCAGGGGCUCCUCUUCAGUUCGACGCCACGGCGAUCGCCAGGGGCUCCCUAAUUGGCGUCAGGGGCACCGGCACGGGCACCGGCGCUGACGGGGCGUUGCAAGGGGAUGAGGAGGCGGUGGUGCCGCGGUCAGUGCCGGCGCACAUCGCAUACGAGCUUCAGAAGGCCGGCCACCGCUACCUCGACGUCAGAACCGAGUCUGAGUUCCGUGCCGGGCAUCCAGAAAGAGCUGUAAAUAUCCCCUACGUGUUCAGGACCGACUCAGGAACGACGAAGAACACAAACUUCCUUGAGCAAGUGUCAAGGAUCUUCGGGAAGGAUGAUGAGAUCCUCGUUGGCUGUCAGAGUGGCAGGAGAUCUCUCAUGGCAGCAACUGAGCUCCACUCUGCUGGUUUCACUGAUGUAACAGACAUCGCCGGUGGGUUCUCUUCAUGGAGGGAGAAAGGACUGCCUAUCAACCAGUGAUGUCUGCUCGCAAGCAUUGCCUAGCCUAACGAUCUAUCAAGGCUGCUCUGCUCGACGAUUGCUCAUCAGUCUUCUCGUCUUUUGAAUUAAUAGUGCAGAAUAAAAUGGAGCCU
Molecule: messenger RNA, 763 nt
Organism: Panicum hallii
Lineage: Eukaryota; Viridiplantae; Streptophyta; Magnoliopsida; Poales; Poaceae
Product: thiosulfate sulfurtransferase 16, chloroplastic-like
Exons: 7
Coding region: 114-650 (178 amino acids)
Source: RefSeq, a predicted model, not a curated record